This is a messenger RNA of Rhododendron vialii, 1548 nucleotides long. RefSeq lists its product as uncharacterized. NCBI's taxonomy places the organism in Eukaryota, Viridiplantae, Streptophyta, Magnoliopsida, Ericales, Ericaceae. The transcript has a single exon. Bases 1 to 1548 code for a protein of 515 amino acids. The record is from RefSeq and is a predicted model, not a curated record.
AUGCAAACGACCACCAAUGAGCAAACUGCUCAGGCGAUGAACGAUAUAAAGAAUCAAGUGGGUAAAUUGACAACGGCUAUCGGUGUAUUGCAACAAGAGAAAGGCAAACUACCUACCCAACCUCAACCCAACCCUCAAGGCCAACAUUUUGCACACAGCUCUUCGGUGAUUCUCCCCGAGCAAGCGAAGGCCAUAAUCUCGUUGAGAAGUGGGAAGACAGUUGAUAAUGCCCAAGUGGAGCCGCCGGUCGCGCCGAUCUUGCUACCUUUUCCGGCACCAUUAAAGCCACCAACGCCAAAUGGGGAAUCUCCCAAGCCAGCUCUUACGGAGGAAGAGAAAGGAAAAGCCGAAGAGAGCGAUAUUCCGCCCGCUUUCACCGUUCCUGCUCCAUAUCCUAACCGACUAAAGUCGCCUGCCAAGCCAAAUCUGAACAGUGAUAUCUAUGAAGUUCUCAAGAAAGUGACGGUCAACCUUCCUUUGCUCGAUGCUAUUAAACAGAUUCCAUCGUACGCCAAAUUUUUGAAGGAGUUGUGCACUCACAAACAGAAACUCCAAGUGCAGAAGAAGGUGUUCUUGACUGAACAAGUGAGCUCGCUUUUCCAGUCAACCCUUCCGCCCAAGUAUACUGAUCCGGGCUGUCCUACGAUAUCCAUCACUAUUGGGGGAAAGGUUGUUGAGAAAGCACUUCUAGAUUUGGGCGCAAGCGUGAACCUCCUGCCUUUCUCAGUGUAUGAACAACUCGGGUUGGGGGAAAUGAAGCCAACUCGGGUGACUUUACGGUUGGCGGAUCGGAGUAUCCGAGUUCCCAAAGGGAUGGUCGAAGAUGUUCUUGUUCAAGUUGACCAGUUCGUGUACCCAGUCGACUUCGUGGUUCUUGAUACGUGCCCGGUGCCGGCGGCUCAAUCAUCCGUUCCAAUUAUUCUUGGCCGGCCGUUUUUAGCAACAUCCGAUGCUGUAAUUCAUUGUCGUGAUGGCCGACUUAACAUGAGUUUUGGCAACAUGAAGAUGCAAGUCAACAUGUUCCAUAUCGGUAGCCAAUUGGGCGAUGAUGAGGAUGUGUGCGGAGUAAGCAUGAUCGAUUCACUUGUUCAAGACCACGUCACUACGUUUAUUUGCAAAGAUGAGUUGGAGUUGGCACUGACUUCCGCCGAGGCUGAUUUUCUUGAUGCCCCCGAGGUCGCGUACUUGUGUUCCUUGUUAGAUGAUGAGGAGAUGUGUGGUAUAACCCCGUGGGUUCCAAAAUUUGAGGAGCUACCUCCACUUGAGAAGCGCACCGUUCUGUCUAGCGUGGAACCCCCAGUGCUCGAGUUGAAACCACUACCGGAUACCCUCAAGUACGCCUAUCUUGGCGAAGGCCAAACCUACCUGGUGGUGAUCUCCUCCGCUCUCACCGAACUUCAGGAAUUUCAAUUACUCUCUAAGUUAAGGAAGCAUUCAAAGGCUAUUGGGUGGUCCAUAGCCGAUAUCAAAGGAAUAGAUGGAUCUCUUUGCUCACAUUACAUUUACAUGGAGGAUGAUGUCAAGCCUUCUCGCCAACCUCAACGAUGA